This is a messenger RNA of Haemorhous mexicanus (house finch), 1969 nucleotides long. RefSeq names its product tubulin folding cofactor E (gene TBCE). Gene Ontology annotation, molecular function: alpha-tubulin binding. The record is from RefSeq and is a predicted model, not a curated record. The transcript has 17 exons. Gene Ontology annotation, biological process: protein folding. NCBI's taxonomy places the organism in Eukaryota, Metazoa, Chordata, Aves, Passeriformes, Fringillidae. Bases 106 to 1719 code for a protein of 537 amino acids.
GAGCCGGGCGGGGCGGGGCGGCGGGUGCCGCGCGGCGCGGGGCGGAAGUGCGGCAGCGGAGCGGCCCCGCGGGUCUGGGAGCAGCCCGGUUCCCGCGGCCCCGGGAUGGCUGCUGGACUGCCUCCUGAUGCGCUGGGCCGGCGGGUCGCCUGUGGCACCGACUACGGGACUGUGCGCUAUGUGGGCAGCGUGUCUCCUACUGCAGGAAUUUGGCUGGGCGUGGAAUGGGAUGAUCCUCAAAGGGGAAAGCACGAUGGCAGCUAUGAAGGAACACAGUAUUUUAAGUGCAGCUUUUCCUGGCUGCUCUGUUCUAGGCAUCCUAAAGGAGGAUCAUUCAUCCGGCCAAACAAGGCAAAUUUUGGAGUAGAUUUUCUUACUGCAGUAAAGGAUCGGUACGGAUUGAAUGAUAAGCAGGAUGUUCAGUGUGGGACAGGGAAUACAGUAGUAAUUGGAACGAAGACUGUGGAAUUUGUUGGCAUGGAUUCUGUUGCAGAACAGCAAAGACAACUGAACAAACUGGUGGAUAUCUCAGUGCGUGAGUGUGCAGUGAGCCAUGCUGGUCAGGAAGAGGAAAUCAGCAGAAUAUGUGCCAAUAUGAGGCAUAUAAACCUAUCAAAAAAUCUGAUAUCAUCUUGGGAGACAGUAGUAGCUAUUGCUUCUCAAGUUCAAAAUCUGGAAACACUUAAUGUCAGUGAAAACAAAAUGAGAUUUCCAUCUACAUCAACUUUUACGUCCAGUGCCUUUUCAAACUUGAAGAUUCUGGCCCUUAAUCAAACUGAAAUAACAUGGACAGAGGUUCUUCUUUGUGCUCAAGGAUGGCCAGUACUUGAAGAGUUGUACCUUUCUUCUAAUAAUGUUACAGUUUUGGAAAGGCCUGAUAAUGUCCUGCAGACCCUUAAGUUGUUAGACCUUUCAGACAACCAGCUACUGGAUGGAAAUCAGCUGCAUCUCAUAGCACAGCUCCCCAGAUUAGAACAGCUAAUACUUAGAAACACUGGGAUAUCUUCUAUACACUUUCCUGAUGCUGGAUUUGGAUGCAAAACUAAAAUGUUUCCUUCGCUAAAACGCCUUGCAAUAAAUGACAAUAAAAUAUCACAGUGGUCAUCUAUCAAUGAGCUUGAUAAACUGCCAAGUUUGCGGGCACUGCAGUGUAACAAUAACCCCUUCAUGGACACAGAGAAGAACCCAGAGACCCUGAAACAGCUCAUUAUUGCCAAGAUAAGCCAGUUGGAGGUUUUGAACAACUGUGAGAUCUUUCCUGCUGAAAGAAGAGGAGCAGAGCUUGAUUAUCGCAAAAUAUUUGGAAAGGACUGGCUAGAAGCUGGUGGGCAUUGGAACCCAGAGAAAAACAAACCAAGUGAAGAAUUUCUUGCUGCCCAUCCCAGAUACCCAGCACUUUGUCUUAAAUAUGGAGCACCUGAAGAAGGAGAACUGAAGGGACAACAGCCUUUGACUCUGAAAAAUCAGCUCCUGACUUUGACAAUUAAGUGUCCCGAGAAACCUGAACAGAAGCCAGUGGAGAAAAAAUUACCAGAGUCUAUGACUAUUCAGAAGGUCAAAGGACUGCUGUAUCGCCUAUUUAAAAUUCCUGGUUCAGACCUGAAACUGUCCUACAAAAGUUCUAAAUUGGAAGGAAAAGAAGUUGAACUAGACAAUGACUUAAAGCCUUUGCAGUUUUACUCAAUAGAAAGUGGAGACUGUGUGUUAGUACGUUGGUAAGAAGAGACUCUCUUGCUGGACUGAAGGAAAAGCUGACACAAGAACUGCAGAAGAGAGACAGACAGCCUGUGCCUGAACAGACAUACAGGUGAAUAAGAGUUUCACACAUGUGGCACCAAAGGGCUGUACAAUUGUACUUUUCAGCUCCUCAACUUGGUCAUCAGCCUCCAUGAAAACAUCUGCUCAUUUGUCCUACUGGAGAGAUACCAAACAGUGCUUAAAUGCUUCAAUUAAAUAAAACUCAAGGUCA